This is a messenger RNA of Closterium sp. Naga37s-1, 375 nucleotides long. The record is from the annotation of a GenBank genome assembly. NCBI's taxonomy places the organism in Eukaryota, Viridiplantae, Streptophyta, Zygnematophyceae, Desmidiales, Closteriaceae.
AUGCAAGGAGAAGAACGACAUACAAUGACACAAUCCGAGAAUGAGGAGGGAGGAAAGGAGGAGGAGGAGGAGGAGGAGGAGGAGGAGGAGGAGGAGGAGGAGGAGGAGGAGGAGGAGGAGGAGGAGGAGGAGGAGGAGGAGGAGAGAGGGCCGCUACUGAUGGGGGGGUGGGGGAGUGCUGGGGAGAUUCCCCGCUACCGGAUGCACUUACACUGGGGCCGUUGCCCGAAGUACCGAAGGGUCAGCAUCCGCGCCGCUCCCCUGAUGCAUCCGCGCCGCUCCCCUGAUGCAUCCGCGCCUCCCCCCUGGUGCAUCCGCGCCUCUCCCCUGAUGCAUCCGCGCCUCUCCCCUGAUGCAUCCGUGCCUCUCCCCUGA